GGGGGAGGGACUUUUGGGGCGCAAGGGACGGCGUGGGGAGCCCACGGAGGGGGCUUGGGCACGUCUGCUGGGCCGCCCCGGGGGCUCCCUGGCGAGGGGCAGCGCUCGCCGUCGGCGCCCAUCUCAGCCCCAGCCCGGGUGGCAUCUCCUCAGCGUGUGCCCCCCCGGGGGGGCGGGGGCGGCCCUGGCGGGACAGCGGCACUGAGGGGGCAUCCCAUCUCCUCCGCAGGUCCCCGCUCUCAUCCCGGUCGAGGGGCGCAGGACAUGGUGGUCCUACGGGCUGGGCUCUGCCCCGGUCUCACCGAGGAGAUGAUCGGGCUCCUCCGGGCCAGCGGCAUUCGGACGGUGGUAGACUUUGUGUCAUCAGACCUCGAGGACGUUGCCCAGAAGUGUUCCCUGUCUUACAAGGUGCUGGUUGCAGUGAGACGUGUGCUUCUGGCCCAGUUCUCUGCCUUCCCCGCCAAUGGAGCAGACCUCUACGAGGAGCUCAAGAGCUCCACGGCCAUCCUGCCGACUGGGAGCCCAAGCCUGGACCAGCUGCUGGACUCUGGGCUGUACACGGGGGAAGUGACGGAGCUCAUGGGAGCACCUGGCAGUGGGAAGACGCAGGUGUGCCUGGGCAUUGCGGUCAGCGUAUCUCUUGGCCUCAAGCAACACGUCCUGUUUCUUGACUCCACGGGGGGAUUCACCGCCUCCCGUGUCUACCAGAUGCUUCGAGCCCAGACAGAGGAUGAGGAAGAGCAGCUGGAGGCUCUGCAGCGGAUCCAGGUAGUCCGUGUGUUUGACAUCUAUGAAGUGCUGAGUGCCUUGCAGGAGCUGCGGGAUCACCUCUCCCAGCAGGUCGUGAGCUCCAUGGGACCUGUCAAGGUCGUGGUGAUCGACUCUGUCUCAUCUGUGAUUUACCCACUGCUGGGCGGCAAGCAGUCAGAGGGUUUGGCCAUCAUGAUGCAGCUGGCUAGGGAGCUGAAGACUCUGGCCAGGGAGUUCAGCCUUGCUGUUGUGGUGACUAACCAGGUGACAAGGGACAGCAGCACCAGUCAACUGAAGCCAGCCCUUGGCCGAUCCUGGAGUUUUGUGCCCAGCACCCGGGUGCUGCUGGAGAACAAAGAAGCCACCCAGGAGAAAGCCACCACGCAGCGCUUGGCUUCCUUGGCAAAGUCACCCCGGCAGCCGAUGGGGAUACAGGUGGAGCUGGAUAUUGGAAAUAGUGAUGUGCAGGAGCUGAGCCCUGUGACACCCACACAGGGGCUCUGAUGUGGGUGGAAAAGCAAAUACCAAGGUCCAAGAGAGCUGCAAAAAAAGCUGGCAAUCACACUGUGCAGUUUUACAGACUGACUGAGAGUCCUGCAGCCCCAGGAAGGACCAACAUGAAGAAGCUUUUGUUGUUCUGCACUAGGGAGAAAAUGAGCAUGGGGUUCCCUGGAGAUCUUGCCUCAGCAGAUGCUGCCUACAGUGGCUGGGCUGUGUGGGCAGCAUGAUAACCAGGUUCUGUCCUCUGCUGCAGGCUUGUCUACAACAGCAGAGCCUGCCCUGUCCUAAGGUGUUGGCUUGGGACCAGCUGGCCUGCCCCUGCACAAACCUAUGACUCAUUGUGGUGUUUUUGUCCCCCCCCAUAACGCGCUGCCCUCUGGUCCUAGAGCUCUGCUCGUCCUUGGGCAGCCCACAGUAGUCUUGGUUCAGAAAUAAAAUAAAAAAAAAAAAGAUGAUGUACACUGCUGUAGUUGUUGAGAGCUGGAAUUCAAUUCAUGGUGACUGCUGUUGAUUCAAAUUUUGAGGUUUAGUCCCUAGCAGGACUGGGGUGGGACAGGCUGUUGAUGAGCUGGGACAUAAUCAGAUGCUUGACCUGACCUUGUCCCCAGGGUAACACCAGGCUCUGCAGGGAGCUGCUGGUAUUUCUGGGGCACUGCUGUGCUGUGUAAAGAAUUGCUGUUAACUGAUGAAGGUUAUGAUCUGGAUCAGCUGGGGUGGGUGAGCCUGACUGACAUCAGCUGGCCCUGUCUGAUGCUCAAGGACCUGCUUAAUUGCAUGUGGUGAAGUUUAAAAUAAUCUCCUCUUGCUCCAGUGCUUUCCAGCUGCUCUUGCUUGCUCUGGGCAACCUCCUGGGUGCUUGUGCAGUGCCAGGGAGGAGGUGGGAGGCUGGGGUGGAGCGUGGCCUCUCCUCUUGAUCCCAGGUGUCAUAGACACCCUCAUCCUCUGCUUAAUAAGAACCCUCCCUGGCAGGUGAGCUGAGCUAUGGCUUGCACUUCCAAGGCUGUGGAUGCAGAUUGUGGGGCCUGGGACUCAUCAGGGUGUGCUUGUUAGACUAGUAAUACAUCAGUACAGCUCCUGGAGCCUUCUAAGGCUGUGCUGGGCCAAGAGGAGUCUGAUGCAGUCAGAAUUUGAGUGCUAAUUUCUCUAGAGUAGUCAUAACACUGUACAGCCCUCUAUUCCUGAGCAAAUAGCUGCUGUAGGGAAGCGAAGCAGCUGUAGGAAGCAGUGAAAAGGGGUAUGUGAAGGCAUGUUUUGGUUUCCCAGGAGGCAGUGGCCAGGUCUCAACACAGAUUUUAAUUUUGCACAUCUGUCAGAGCCGUGCUUCCUGGGAAAGAGAGCUCUUGAUGCUCCCAGGGCUGUGAUUUACAGGGGGGGGUCCUACCUCCUCCAUCGUGGCCACCCAGCCACCGCAGCCCUGUGUGCGUGGCUGUGGGAAAGGCUGUGCUCCCAGCAGGUCCUGCCCGAGGCAGGGGAACGUGCCAAAGCAAUGUGAGUUGUACCAUGAAACAGUUUUCAGUAUAAAUAAAUGUAUUUUAAAGUUGUGUA
Messenger RNA from Falco peregrinus (peregrine falcon), 2796 nucleotides. RefSeq names its product RAD51 paralog D (gene RAD51D). Gene Ontology annotation, biological process: double-strand break repair via homologous recombination; telomere maintenance; DNA strand invasion. The record is from RefSeq and is a predicted model, not a curated record. NCBI's taxonomy places the organism in Eukaryota, Metazoa, Chordata, Aves, Falconiformes, Falconidae. The transcript has 10 exons. Bases 265 to 1254 code for a protein of 329 amino acids. Gene Ontology annotation, cellular component: centrosome; replication fork; Rad51B-Rad51C-Rad51D-XRCC2 complex. Gene Ontology annotation, molecular function: single-stranded DNA binding; four-way junction DNA binding; ATP binding.